UAAGUCAUAUGAUAUUGAUCUUAAACACAGUGUCGCACCUUUGUCGGCUUGUAAAGCUUCAGUUCUUGAUGGACUUUUGCCCCUCUGUUUCUGUUUAAACCAGCUCAGAUAGAUUGAGAGAUAGCUUCAGAUUGGUAACAUUAAUUUCGCUUCAAUAUUAAUAUAACCUUUGGGCUAAGAUGUUGUGUUUUCAGAGUGGAUUUAAGGUAAAGGGGAAUGCAGUUAUCAAAACCAGGGGUCAUGUAAUCUGGUGUUGUCUAUUACACAACCCCGUGUUGGUGAAACAUUUAGCCCUGUUAUAUCCACUACGGACCUUGACUCUGCAGACACACACAGACACACAAUCAUCACACCCUAAUGCAACUUCACCUGAAGCUUCCAGUGUCGACUGAGAAAGGAUCGUCACAUAUACUCUGAUGAGGAAGACACAUCUUCAUCUAAAGAACUGUAACCAUGGUGUCAACUGACAAUCUAAUGACAAAUCUAUUAGAGGUAAUGCUGUCACACUUGGCCUUAACCUGUGCUUUACUUCUGGCCACUCUCGCUGCCAUCCGCUGGUACAUCAGAGAUUCCUACAAGCUUGAUGGCUUCAACCAGAAGCAUGUGUUCAUCACAGGCUGUGACAGCGGCUUUGGGAAUCUGCUGGCCAGACAGCUGGAUGGAAAAGGUUUCCACAUCAUAGCCGCAUGUCUCACUGAGAAAGGUGCUGCAGAUCUGGCAGCAGCCGGCUCCCCCAGACUGAAGACCCUCCUGCUGAAUGUGACAGACAGUGCGAGCAUCAGGAGGGCGGUGGAGUGUGUGAGCAAAGAGGUCGGAGAGCGAGGUCUGUGGGGUCUGGUGAACAAUGCUGGCAGGUCCGUACCCAUCGGUCCAACAGAAUGGAUGCAGUUGGAGGAUUUCACCAAGGUUUUGGAUGUGAAUCUGAUAGGAGUUAUUGAGGUGACGCUCCAGUUUCUGCCACUGCUGAAAAAGGGCCAGGGCAGGGUGGUUAAUGUGGCCAGUAUCCUGGGCAGACUGUCUCUCACUGGUGGAGGUUACUGCCUGUCCAAAUGGGGAGUGGAAGCCUUCUCCGACAACCUCAGGAGGGACAUGCAGCACUUUGGCAUCAAAGUGAGCAUUAUCGAGCCUGGUUUCUUCAAGACAGGUGUCACCCGACUGGAUCUUAUUGAAGCUGACCUGAGGAGGCUGUGGACCCGUCUCCCUCAAGAUGUCAAAGACUCCUAUGGAGCUACAUUCUUUGAUGAUUAUGUGAAAGCUCAGGACUUCUCCAUGCGCAUCUUGUGCAGUCCAGAUAUCUCUAAGGUGACCAGGUGUAUGGAGCAUGCACUGACAGCUCGCUUCCCACGCACACGUUAUAGUGCAGGCUGGGAUGCCAAGCUUUUUUGGAUUCCUCUGUCCUACCUCCCUUCAUUUGUGUCAGAUUUUCUUAUCAAUGUGCUUCUUCCUUUACCUAAGGAUGAAAGAAACGUCUAGCUCUGUGAAAUAUUUGUGUAUGUGUAUGUAUGCAUGGAAACAUGCAACCGAAAGUGAUAAAAUAAAGUAUAUUUUGACAAUAAGGUAAAAAAAAAAAAGUAAGACUGUGUUACAAAAUAGGAAAUUUAUUCAUUCAUGUCUCAGCAGCAGCAAUUUAAACCAUAUGGGCAUGUUGUGGAUGAUCACAUAUACAGUUUGUCCUCAUUAUGAUACAAAAUAAAUCAUUCUGUAAUGUUAA
This is a messenger RNA of Siniperca chuatsi (mandarin fish), 1711 nucleotides long. RefSeq names its product retinol dehydrogenase 1 (gene rdh1). The coding region runs from base 454 to 1473 and encodes 339 amino acids. The transcript has 6 exons. Lineage: Eukaryota; Metazoa; Chordata; Actinopteri; Centrarchiformes; Sinipercidae. The record is from RefSeq and is a predicted model, not a curated record.